Molecule: messenger RNA, 1210 nt
Organism: Etheostoma spectabile (orangethroat darter)
Lineage: Eukaryota; Metazoa; Chordata; Actinopteri; Perciformes; Percidae
Product: probable E3 ubiquitin-protein ligase ARI8
Exons: 4
Coding region: 90-1100 (336 amino acids)
Source: RefSeq, a predicted model, not a curated record
GGAGAAAGGAACAACCUCGCUGGCAUAAGGCUAAUGUUUUGAGGCCGUGCAGUCUUCUGUCAUUUCAGAGGAGAGCGUGAACACGGAACAUGGGAAGCAAAUCAACUAAAAGUGAGGAGAGUUGUAACGAUCAACAACCGAGCAGACAUGUUACAACUGAAUCCCGGAGGAGUGAGGACUUUCUGGAAGAGCGCAUACUUUUUAACCAUAAUAUGACUGUAUUGGACCGGCUCAUAAUGUCGACAUGGAAACCUGAGGAAAGGUCUGACUCUGAGGAAGAAAGCAGUUUGAAAUUUGUAGAAUGGAGAAACUCUGAAGAAACCAGCAAAGGGACAACUGAAGAACAGAAGUGUUAUGACCCUCUAGACGCAACGCUUAAAUUUGUAGACGGAGAUGAUGAUUUAGAUUUUUUGUGCGAGAACUUCAAGGGUCGCAGAGCAAAGAUGUCCUGCGGCCAUGCAGUAACUCCGAUGUCUCUCACCAAGUGGUGCCGCAGAUUGUUGGACGAGGGAAAGAGCAGAUUUGAAUGUGGUUGCUGUAAAGGUAACUGGCCGUUCGAGGAGGUUUGUAAAAUGGCUCUUUUGACCCCUGAAGAAAUUGACUACUUUGAAAAGAAAAUGUUCAGUAACGCCAGGGGUAACUUGAACUUCAAAACAUGUCCUGGUUGCCAGUCCUAUGUGGUGAGAACUGAUCUGGAUAAUCUGAAUGUACGAUGCCUAGUGUGCAAAGCUAACAAGGGAAGGACUUAUAUGUUCUGCUGGCAGUGUUUAAGGGAAUGGAAAGGUCCAUAUCCACGUUCAGACCAGUGUGAAAAUGAUGGCUGUCCCUCCCAGUUAGAAAUACUGAGAACCUGCCCUGAUAUCACCUUUGAGAUGGUAAAGAAUGUCACUGGCUGUCCUACCAUCCGUGCCUGUCCAACCUGUGGUUAUUUGUUGGAGCAUAACAAAACAAAAUGUAAAAACAUCACAUGUCCCCAGUGUAAGGUGGAGUUCUGUUUUGUGUGCCUGAGGCUCACUGUAGAGUGUAAAACACUUUUCAAUGCUUGCUCCACUGGUGUAGCACAGAGACAGACGUCUAUACCUGUAUGGAAGAGGAAAUAACUAACUAUACUAUGUGCUUUGGUUUCUGUUAAUGUAACACAAAUGCACCACAACAUAUUCUGCGAAGGGGAGGAAAUGCAUAAAUCCUUUACUUAGUAAUACAACCAUGU